UCGUCGGCGUAUCGCCUCAUCCGCCGCGACUGGCAUUGUACACUCUGCUGUGACUGCGACGACGACAUCGACAUACGCGUCCGAUGGCCGACAGUCGGCGGACUACGUUCGACCACGACGUCUGCUAAACGUUCAGCAGCUUGCGCUUUACCCAUGAUAUAUUUUACUGUAAAUUGUACGGAAGUGAAUUGAUGGUGCGAUGAAUGUGCGCGAGUUUUAUUCGUUUUCGUAUUAAAUUGCCGUCGUCAACAAACCGUUUCUAAAAUAUUAUUUCGGUACUGACAUUAUAAAAUAUACGACUUAAAUAAUAUUAACUACCUCCGAUGUAAAACUGUACCACUAUUACACCUAGUUUAAGUAUACCACUACAACUACUACUACUAUUACUACUCCUAUAGUUACUAUAUUAGGCCCUACUAUUUUAAUAAUAUGUUAUAUAUAUUAUUAUUAUAACACGCCGCCGAUAUAUCAAUUAUAGUCGUACCGAUUAUAGUAUAAUAAUAUUAUCGUGCGCGGGUGAUUGUCGAAAAUAACACAACGUUUUUCGCGUGAAAAAUACCGUCGCCGGGCGUUCGGAAUGAUGUUAAAAAACACUGAGGCCGACCUGCGACCCGGCAAACAGCAGCAGCUGAUGUUGGGCGCGUUCGGCGGCCCGCAAAUGUUGGCAGAUACCCUGCACGCCGCCUCGGCCGCCGACGACGAAGACGACGAUGACGAUUGCGGCGGUGGAGAUCGCAAGGGAGACAUGUACGCGGCGACCGCCAUGGCCAUGAAGGACUCGCCGGUGGCGGCCGGUCUGCAGGACGGCAACGGAUUUUGGAUGGCGGCCGUGUCCGCGGCCGGGCCGCAGAUGGACCACCACGCGGCCGACUAUCAGCCGGCCGCCGUGCCCGACUACAUGAUGCACCAUGUGAUGGGAGGCGGUGGCGGCGGUAACGAGAACGUGUCGCCGGUGGACCCACAACACCAGCAGCAGCAGCACCACCAGGUCGCUGCCGCCGCUGCAGCCGCCGCCGCCAUGUACCAGAUGCAGGCAGACCAGCAGGUCGGCGGCGGUGGUGGCGGUGGGAUUGGUGCCGGCGGAGGUGGUGGACAGCAAGAGUAUCCUUGGAUGAAGGAGAAAAAGACCACCAGAAAAAACAACCAUCAAGGAGUGCGUAAAACUACGUGUUUAUUCGAUGAAAAACAAAACGGUUUGCCUAGGAGAUUACGGACCGCAUACACCAACACUCAGCUCUUAGAACUCGAGAAGGAAUUCCAUUUCAGCAAGUAUCUGUGUCGGCCCAGGAGAAUAGAAAUCGCUGCAUCUCUAGACCUCACUGAAAGACAGGUCAAAGUAUGGUUCCAAAACAGACGGAUGAAGCAUAAGCGGCAGACCAUCAACAAACAGGGAGAAGACGGAGAUGACAAAGACUCGCAAAGUUCGAGCACAACUACAGGCAAACACGGAAAAUCGUCAGGAGGCGGCGGCGGUGGCGACAAACAGAUGGAUGACAAGAAAAGUUGUCAGAACUGCGACUUGCCACCCGGCAUAAUGAUGGAGCACGUGACCCGAAACAGCAGCGGAGCCGGAAGUAGCGCUGGCAGCGUCAGUUCGUUCGACACGAAAAUGGAAGACGAUUCACGGUCCAACGAGGGCAUCAUGCACAUGACCGUCAAGCGGGAACCGACAGGCAAAGCGGAACAGGCGCAAACGAACAAGAAAUCGGCGGCAUCGAUGUGCACGAAAGACCCGAUGAGACUAAUGCCGGACAUAUCGCCGGAAGUAGGUAAGUCCCUGAAGGGAGGCGGCACAUCCGUGGGAAGUUUGACGCCAUCCACGCCGGACACACCGUCUACCGCUCUCUCGAGUCCACUGGGCACUGCGGCCGCCAUGUACCAACAACAGCAGCAACACCAACAACAGCAACAACAACAACAACAACAACUCGAUCACUCGGUAUCUACACCGCCGACACCGUCUAAUGGCGGACCGACAGCCAAGUCACCGUAUUCAAGGGUCGCCGACGCUUAUAGACAACAGCAACAGCAAUACAACAAGCAAAACAAUUUCGGCGGCACCGGCAAGGACUGCUAUAUGUCACAGUAUCCGCCGACUACGCAAAGCCGCUGGUACAUGUCGCCGGAAACUUCGUCUCCCCCAUCAUCGUCUUCGUCUUACAAGUCCAAGUCCGGAGCGACCGCAGCCGUUCAGAGCCCUGGCAGGGUACAGCAGCAGUCCGGUCCGAACCAUUGUCGUCAGCAGUACUUGCAAGGCGCAGGUUAUGGUCCACAACAGCAAUACUGUAACGGUUACAAUAAUAACGGUUACCAGACCGGUGGCGGCGGUGACUCGUACCAGCAGACCACGACCGUACCGUCGGCCAUCGGUUACCACCACCGUCAGGCAUACCAACAGCAGCAGACCGGCGUCAGUGGUUACAGCGGCAGCACCGCUGCAGGUGUCGGGGGCGGUGGCGCCGGCGGUGACGAUUAUCACCAUCACCAUCUGAGUUACGCCGGCACGUACCAAGCCACCAGCCAGGGAUACGCGUCCAACAACCAUCACAUGGGAGGUACCGUCGGAAUUCAUCAUCAACAGCAACACCACCAACAUCAGCAACAGGACCAUCACUCAGGUUCGCAACUGUACAACAUGGACUACCACCAUCAACCACAUCAUCAGCAGCAGCAGCUCCAACAGCAACAGCAGCAACAUCACCAGCCGCCACAUCACCAGCAACAGCAGCAGCAGCUCAGGUACAACAAGUCGGCUGCUGCGGCGGCCGUGCAGGUGUCGGCUGGCCAGUACUACGUGGACCCCGUGGCAGGUGGUGGCGGCGGUACCGGAACCGCCGUGGCCGCCGUACCGGAACUGGAGGCAGCGUUCGCCGAUCAGUUCCACGCGCACGGCUCGUCCGUGGCCAUGACGCCGCCGAACAGCGUACGGGCGGCCGCGGCCGCCGACUCGUCCGGCGAUCACUUCAACAGUUUCCAUCACUUCUACAACGGGUCCACGUCGGCCGGCCCGGUGGUCGGCGAACCACAUUGUCAGCACCAGCAACCGCCGCUGCACCAGCAGCAGCACCAUCACCAGUCCGCAAACGCCGUGGCCGCGGCAGUCGUCGCGCCCGUCACCGGCAGCGCUGCAGCCGCGGCCGCGGCGGCCGUCACCGCCGCCGCAAUGGCCCAUCAUCCUCCGCCGCCGCCGCCGCUGCCGCACCACCACCAUCACCAUCACGGUGGCGUGCACGACAACAGCAACAGUUCGUCCGAUUUCAACUUCCUCAGCAAUUUGGCCAACGAGUUCGCACCCGAAUACUAUCAGCUCAGCUGAGAUUCGCUCUACUAUUAGCUCGCAUCGUAGCCGCCGUACGUAUAACUCGCACAUUCGUAAGGGGUGUACUACUACCACCUCAACCUAUGUAUACUCAUCGCGGUUUCGGUUUUCGCAUUAUACCUGUUAUUUCGUCUUUUUUUGAAUGUUGGUAUUCGUGGUCGACGCGAGUCGUCGUCGAUAUUUGUCACUGCAGCAUGCGCGUUUAUCCGUUUUUGUUUUCAUCAAAUUUUGAUUUAUUCUUCUCGUUAAUGUUGUCGCCUUAAUAAUUAUUCGUCGACUGUCGGACGGUUUAUCUUUUUCCAAAAUUAAGCGUUUUAUCGAAAAUAAUAAAAAUUAACACCGAAAUAGCUACUCCUCUUCGAGCCGUCACGCGUAUAGCAUGUGAGUAAGCACGUCGAAACCAUUGUAGAAUAUUUUACCAAAAACUCACAUCUCACAUUAAUAUUAUUACAAUAUUAGUGGCGUUUAAAAUCGAUGAACAUUAACAUUUAACGGCGAUCGAAUUUUUUCUUUUAUACGUUUCGCUUGAUUUUUUGAUUUUUUAAUCCAAAAAAUCUUUGGUGGUACGUCGAAAUUCAGUAGAUUCUAUUACACAGAUUCUAAACGGAUGUCCACUCGGAAAACAACUGUCUGCCGCGUAAUAUUUAUUUUCAUUUAUGUACACAAAAUUUGAUCACGCCCAAGCUAAUUAAAAUAUUAUUGUUUUUAUGUUAAGUAUAUUUUUUUAUUCAACUGUUACGUUUCAUCA
This is a messenger RNA of Melanaphis sacchari, 4067 nucleotides long. RefSeq names its product homeotic protein proboscipedia-like. The record is from RefSeq and is a predicted model, not a curated record. Gene Ontology annotation, biological process: regulation of DNA-templated transcription. Gene Ontology annotation, molecular function: DNA binding; DNA-binding transcription factor activity, RNA polymerase II-specific. Lineage: Eukaryota; Metazoa; Arthropoda; Insecta; Hemiptera; Aphididae. The coding region runs from base 578 to 3316 and encodes 912 amino acids. The transcript has 4 exons.